AUGCUGAACGUUGUACAGCACCUGGCCCUCGAAGAUCCUGAUAUGGUGCAAGUUGUAUAUCUAACCCCUCGUACUGCUGCAAACAAAACUAUUAUCGCUCUAGAACUACACAGCGAUACAUACAGCAAGAAACCUGGAAUACUUGUAAUUGGAACACUAAAUGGAAUGACGUGGGGUGGACCGAAUGCUAUUAUCGAGUUAGCGGAAAAACUCCUUUACGACACAAACUAUCAAACGCCAUUUUUUAACGAUUAUGAUUGGUAUCUUAUACCAAUAGCCAAUCCUGACGCGCUUGAAUUUUCUACAAAUCUUCGAUAUUAUACUUCAAUAGAUCCUACAGAGUGGUCACGAAACCUUACUGCUAGAGGUCUCAAAACGAAACCUGCAGUAUGGCAUAAAAACACUGACAAGAAAGAGGGACAAGAUUGUUUCGGAACGAACAUCAAUCGCAAUUUCGCAUACCACUGGCAAGACGAUGUGCGUAAGACUCCAGAUGAAUGCUCGCAGUAUUAUCCUGGAUUGAAACCGUUUUCUACGGCAGAAGCGCAAGCGAUACGAGCUUACAUCCAUAAGCUCGCCGAUGUUGCACAUUUAGCAGUACAUCUUCAUUCAAGUUUUGUUCCGAAAAAAGAAUUUAUAUUAUUCCCAUGGCGAUAUACAUCACAUCAACCAAGCAACUACAGGACCCUUCAAGAAAUUGGAGAAUAUGCUGCGCGAAAAGCCCGACUUCCUGACGGUAGACUUUAUGAGGUGCACCAAGGAAGCAGCGAUGAGCGUGUGGCGGGAACUCUGAGUGACUACCUUUCGGGCGUGGUUGGGACAGAACUUGUUUUCCUAGUAAAGCCGUACCAUGCAAUAUUUCCCAAUUAUACGGAUUCUCAUUUAUUGGAAACCUACGUUCGCAAAUCAAUAUCAGUGAUUCUGAGCUUGGUUAGAGGCUGGAGAAGCAAUACCAAGCAGAACACUCUUUCAUUCUUUGGCAAAGAUGUUGAAUUU
This is a messenger RNA of Brenthis ino (lesser marbled fritillary), 996 nucleotides long. Lineage: Eukaryota; Metazoa; Arthropoda; Insecta; Lepidoptera; Nymphalidae. The record is from the annotation of a GenBank genome assembly.